AUGAGCAAGCCACUGAGCACUGCAUCCAGGUACUUCCUCCCGCGGAGCAACAGCAGAUUCUUCUCUUCCAUCCCGACCGAACUAACGAACCGUCAACAGAAGCUCCUCAUACAACUAGCCAAAAGAACCGUUUUAAGGACAGGGGAUGGCAGAACCCAUCAGAAGAUUACCAAAAUUCAGGAACGGUCCAAAAUAUUGAAGACUCUCCAUGACGACUUAGAUGUGUAUGCGGAGCUCUUCCAGGAGAGUGGCCUCAUCGACGGGGGGCACAACCCGGACAACACCAUCCAGCAGGUGCAGUCCUCCUCCCUUAUCGACGCAGACGAUGAUAUCAGGCAGCUCCUUCGUACCAUCCAAGAUGUGGGAACCAUGCUGCUGCAGGAUGUGCUUGACUUCUACAAGAGCGUCGUCAACACGGAGCAUCACUUGGACACGGAAGAGGUGAAGGUGGAGAUCACCCCCGGCGUGGGGGGCCUCGAAGCCAAGCUGUUCUGCAACGACCUGCUCAGCAUGUAUGAGCAUUUUUGCAAACUGAAGGACUUCCAGUGCAGCCUCAUCAGAGGAGAAAGUGACGAUGCCAAGGACGGCCACAGAAGCAUCGUCGCAGUGAUUAAGGGAGAACGCGUCUAUGAGCACUUCGUCCAAGAGAAUGGCAUCCAUCGAGUACAGCGAGUACCAGUGAAUAGUAAAAAAAUCCAAACGUCCACAUCUGUCGUAUUCGUAUCUGAUGAGGAAAGCUUAAGAAAGAAAAUCGAAAAAAAAAUGGACCUAAAAAAAAGUGAUCUCUUAAUUGAAACGAAGAGAUCUGGAGGUGCGGGAGGACAAAGCGUUAAUAAAAAUGAGACUUGUGUGAAGGUUCUCCACAAGCCAACCAACAUAUCUGUGGAAGUACAGAAAACUUCCAGUCAAAUACAAAACAGGAGCAUGGCCAUAGAGGCACUCAAGACCAAACUCUUCUCCUUUUACUACCAGCAGGAGAUGGAGUUUUUUUUUCAGUACAAGAGAAGUAAUAAGAUGACCGGAGAUAGAAGUGAGAAAAUACGAACCUACAAUUUUGUAAGCGAUUUCAUUACUGAUCAUCUCAGCAAUGUGCAGUAUCCUGGAAUUGACCUCUUCUUCAGGGGCGAUGGCCUCGUUCGCCUCGUCGAUCACCACAGGCAGGUGUUCUAUGAACAUCUCGUCGACGAGGCGUUGCGCUUCAUCUUGGAUCGCACGCAAGAGUGA
Messenger RNA from Plasmodium inui San Antonio 1, 1224 nucleotides. RefSeq names its product peptide chain release factor 1. Bases 1 to 1224 code for a protein of 407 amino acids. Gene Ontology annotation, biological process: translational termination. The transcript has 2 exons. NCBI's taxonomy places the organism in Eukaryota, Apicomplexa, Aconoidasida, Haemosporida, Plasmodiidae. Gene Ontology annotation, molecular function: translation release factor activity. The record is from RefSeq and is a predicted model, not a curated record.